This is a messenger RNA of Galeopterus variegatus (Sunda flying lemur), 3821 nucleotides long. It is a transcript of the gene ZNF569, whose product is annotated as zinc finger protein 569. The transcript has 6 exons. Gene Ontology annotation, biological process: regulation of transcription by RNA polymerase II. The record is from RefSeq and is a predicted model, not a curated record. NCBI's taxonomy places the organism in Eukaryota, Metazoa, Chordata, Mammalia, Dermoptera, Cynocephalidae. Gene Ontology annotation, cellular component: nucleus. Gene Ontology annotation, molecular function: DNA-binding transcription factor activity, RNA polymerase II-specific; RNA polymerase II transcription regulatory region sequence-specific DNA binding.
UGGAGGACGCCGGGAGGAGCCAUGCCCGUGGUUCCCGGAGGCCGUGGGAGAGGCGGGGAAGAGUUCUUCAUGUGUAAAGGAUUCAUUCAUUCAUAGACUUACCAAUUAUCGAAUGCUGUCUGUGUAACAGGCACAAUUCUAGGUGCUUGGGAUAUAGCAGUGAACAAGAGACAAACUCCCUGUUAUUAUGGUGCUUACAUUGUUGUGGGCCAGAUAAUAAACAAGCUCUGCCUCCUCAGGCCCUGUCCCUUCCCAGAAAGAAGAGGAAAUGACUGAGUUCCAGGGAACAGUGACAUUCAAAGAUGUAGCUGUUGACUUCACCCAGGAGGAAUGGAAGCAAUUGGAUCCCACUCAGAAGAACCUGUAUCGGAAUGUGAUGCUAGAAAACUAUAACAACUUAAUCACAGUGGGCUAUCCACUCACUAAACCUGAUGUGAUUUUCAAGUUGGAGCAAGAAGAAGAACCAUGGGUAGUGGAGGAAGAAGUAUUAAGGAGACACUGUCCAGGAGAGAUAUGGAGAAUUGAUGAGCAUCAAAAAAACCAGGACAAAUUUUGGGGACAAGUUGAAGAUAAAUGUAAGAAAACACUAACUGAAGAAAAAGUCAAUGAAUGUCAUAAGCAAUUUGCAAAUGUAUUUCCUCUAAACUCAGAUUUUGUUCCUUCUGGACACAAUCUCUAUGAAUAUGACUUAUUUGGAAAGUGUUUAGAACAUAAUUUUUACUGUUGUAAUAAUGAGAAAUGCUUUAUAAGAAAGGAACAUUGUGAAUUUAAUGAACCUGUAAAAUCAUAUGGCACUAGCUCUUCCCAUCUUGUAGUAACUCCCUUUAAAUGUAAUCAUUGUGGAAAAGUCUUCAGUCAAACAUUGGACCUCAUCAGACACCUGAGAAUUCAUACUGGAGAGACACUCUAUGAAUGUGAUAAAUGCAGAAAAGCCUUCAGCCACGAAGAAAAACUCAUUAAACAUCAUAAAAUUCACAGUAGGGAGCAGUCUUAUGAAUGUAAUGAAUGUGGGAAAGAUUUCAUUAAAAUGUCAAAUCUCAUUAGACAUCAAAGAAUUCAUACUGGAGAGAAACCCUAUGCAUGUAAAGAAUGUGGGAAAUCCUUCAGCCAGAAAUCAAAUCUCAUUGAUCACGAAAAAAUUCAUACUGGAGAGAAACCUUAUGAAUGUAAUGAGUGUGGAAAAGCAUUCAGCCAGAAGCAAAGCCUCAUGGCACAUCAGAAAGUUCAUACUGGGGAGAAACCUUAUGCAUGUAACGAAUGUGGUAAAGCCUUCCCUCGUAUUGCAUCCCUUGCUCUUCAUAUGAGAAGUCAUACAGGAGAAAAACCUUAUAAAUGUGAUAAAUGUGGAAAAGCCUUCUCUCAGUUUUCCAUGCUUAUUAUACAUGUGAGAAUUCAUACAGGUGAGAAACCUUAUGAAUGUAAUGAGUGUGGAAAAGCCUUUUCUCAAAGCUCAGCCCUUACUGUACAUAUGAGAAGUCACACUGGUGAGAAACCCUAUGAAUGUAAUGAAUGCAGAAAAGCCUUCAGCCACAAGAAAAACUUUAUUACACACCAGAAAAUUCAUACUAGAGAGAAACCUUAUGAAUGUAAUGAAUGUGGGAAGGCUUUCAUUCAGAUGUCAAAUCUUGUUAGACACCAGAGAAUUCAUACUGGAGAAAAACCCUAUAUAUGUAAGGAAUGUGGCAAAGCCUUUAGUCAGAAAUCAAAUCUCAUUGCUCAUGAAAAAAUUCAUUCUGGAGAGAAACCCUAUGAAUGUAAUGAAUGUGGUAAAGCCUUCAGCCAAAAGCAAAACUUUAUUACACAUCAGAAAGUUCAUACUGGAGAGAAACCUUAUGAUUGUAAUGAAUGUGGUAAAGCCUUCUCUCAGAUUGCAUCCCUUACUCUUCAUUUGAGAAGUCACACAGGGGAAAAGCCUUAUGAAUGUGAUAAAUGUGGGAAAGCCUUCUCUCAAUGCUCACUGCUUAAUUUGCAUAUGAGAAGUCACACAGGUGAGAAGCCCUAUGUAUGUAAUGAGUGUGGAAAAGCCUUCUCUCAAAGAACUUCCCUCAUUGUGCACAUGAGAGGUCAUACAGGUGAGAAGCCUUAUGAAUGUAAUAAAUGUGGAAAAGCCUUCUCCCAGAGCUCAUCCCUUACUAUACAUAUACGAGGUCAUACAGGUGAGAAACCCUUUGACUGUAGUAAAUGUGGAAAAGCCUUCUCUCAAAUCUCGUCUCUUACUUUGCAUAUGAGAAAACAUACAGGCGAGAAGCCCUAUCACUGCAAUGAAUGUGGCAAGGCUUUCAGCCAAAAGUCACACCUUGUUAGACACCAGAGAAUUCAUACUCAUUAGAAACCCUAUGGAUACUGUGAAUAUGAGAAAGCCUUCAGAAGAAAUUAACACUUCAUUGCAUAUUACGUGAUCGGUUCUAGAGUAGAAAACUAGGUGUGUGGGAAAGCCUUCUGAAGAAGUCACAAAUUUCUGAAACAUUAGAGAAUUCUUACCAAGGUGACAAAUUGUAUAAUGAAAAAGCUAAUUAUCAAAAACCAUCACCAGACACUUAUUCAUUGAUAAUAUUUAAUCAGCAUUCUCAUUAAAAUCUGAAACAAGAUAUCUGCUAUCAGCACAUGAACAUAAUACAUAAUACUGGUUCCUAGCCAAUAUACUAAACAAGAAAACGAACAUUGGGAAGAAAAAGGAAAUAUAAAAAUAACCUUUUAUAUGAGAAAUAGUAAAUUAAAAAAUGUGUGGGUAGAAAAUAUCUAAAAUAAGCAACUAUGUAUUAUGACAUAUAUAAAGUUAUAAAACAUGAUGAAAGGCACAAAAGAACACCUGAAAAUGGAGAGAAAUGACAUUAUGUCUGAAAAGCCUUGACAAUGUAAAACUGUAAGCUCUCUCCCAAAUCUCUAACUUCAGUGUACUUCCCACUCAAAGUUUACAGCAUUAGUUAUAUUUUAAGGAAUUUCAUUCACAAACUGAUUCAAAAAUUCUAUACAGGAAGGUAAAGGACCACAAAUAGCUCAAACAAAUUUGACAAAAUAAAUAGAGAAGACACUCUACUAGAUGUCAUCAUAGACUUUAUUUAAAGCUGUUGUCAUUUAAACAGUGUUAUUGAGUGAAUAAAUGAAUGAAUCAGUUGAAAAAAACUAAGUAUCAAUAUACAAAUCCGAGAAGAUAUGGGAGUUUUGUGUAUGGUAGUGCUACUGAAAUCACUGGGGAAAGGAUGGACUAUUCAAUAAAUCAAAGAUUCAUAUGAGCAAACAAUGGUAGCUCUCUAUACUACAUAGAAAAAUAAAAUCCAAAUAGAUUGAAGACCAGAUAUAAAAAACAAAAUUCUAAAACUAUGAUGAAAAUAAAAUAGAAUAUAUUUUACUUUAGAGUAGCAGGAUUUCCUUAAAAACACAUAAACAUGGAGUAAUCCAUUCUAUUUUGGUGUAUUGGCCUCAGAGGCACCCACUUAUAUGCACAAAGAGAUAUAUGUCACUAUAUUUACUACAUCAUGGUUUGUAUUGCCUAAAUUGGAUAUAACGUUUCUAUCAAUAGAGGAAUAGAUCAAUAUGAUGUCAUUAUUUCUAUGAUAGAAUACUAUACAGUACUAAGAAGAUACAAAAUUCACUUAUAGUUACAUGGAUAGAUCACAAUAUACAAUAUUGAGAGAAAAAAGCAAAAUACAUGAUGAAACAUGCUAUGACAUUUGUACAAUAAAAUGGUGCAAAGAACAGUAUUGUGUAUUGAUCAUGGAUCCAUGUAAGACUCGGGAUGUUGGAAAGGUUUGGUGGGAGUUAUUAUAUUUAUCAGUAAUAUGUCUUUAAUAAAAGAAUGAAAGCAAAUAUGAAAGUGGUAA